ACCAUCCUCUCCCUGACCCGCCCAUUCGCCGCUGCUGCCUGAGCUCGGUCAGGUGUUCUUUGUACAGCGACGUAAACUUUGCAUUUGGAAAACUGAUUGGAUUUUGUGUGGGGACAAACACAGCGAGGCCAUGCUCAGACGGAUACUUCAAAUGACUCCUGGGAAGGGAGGCUCCCAGAAUGCAGAGUCAGAGCAGCCCAGCACAGACCUUAACCAUGAUCAGACAUCUGAGGGCUUCAUCUGCCCUCAGUGCAUGAAGUCUCACAACUCUGCAGAGGAGUUGUUCAAACACUAUGAGCUGUUCCAUGACACCGGAGACCUGCCCGCUCAUAUGGCCCCCACUCGGGAAGACCUUACAAUGCUGCGGCAAGAGGUUCAGGACCUGCAUGCUUCACUCAAGGAGGAAAAGUGGUUCUCUGAAGAGCUCAAGAAGGAGUUAGACAAAGUCCAAGGACAACUGAAGCAAAAUGAUGGACAGAUGACCUCAGAGGAUUCAGCCCUUGAAAGGAAGUUGAACGAGGCAGAGACAGAAAAGUUCAACAUCAAGCAGAUGAAAGACCUGUUUGAGCAGAAAGCUGCCCAGCUGGCCACAGAGAUAGUAGACAUAAAGUCCCGCUAUGAUGAGGAGAAGAGCCUAAGGGAGGCUGCUGACCAGAGGCUGAGCAAACUGACUGAACAGCUACAGAAGGAGAAGCAGGAGAACGAGAGGCUCCAAACAGAACUGCUGCAGCGACCAGGAGUGGAGGAUGUGGAGGUACUGCAGAAGGAGCUGGUGCAGGUCCAGACACUGAUGGACAACAUGACUCGAGAGAGGGAGGAUGAAUCUGAACGCCUCAAAACCCACUACGAGCAACUGCAGGCUAAUUACACUACCUCAGAGAUUCGUAAACUGGAGAUGACCAUAUCCCAACUCAAAGCAGAGCUGGAGAAGGGUCCACAGGAAGCAGCUGUCUACACACAACAGAUCCAUGAGCUGCAGAGCAAUCUGAAUAAUUUGCAGCAGCAAAGCCAGAGCCUGUCUGAAAAGCUUGCACGUAAGGAGAAAGAGUAUCAGGAACUGGAGGAGCGUCUGGGAGCUGAGAAGUCUGCCAGGAAAGGAGCCCAAAGCAGCCUGAGAGAGAGGGAAUCAGAGGUUCAAGAGCUCCAGGCUCGGGCCACAGGGGCUGAGGCCUCCCUGCAGAAGGCCCAGACGGAGCUUGGAGAGAAGAUCGAGGAGGUGGCGAAGUUGAAGAAUGAGAUUACGGAGCUGGAGGUGAAGCACGCAGAGCUGAAGGUUGAGAGGAAACAGUUGGAACAGCAAAGGGAAGAAAAAGACAGCCAGGGUGCUCAGCAGCAGACGGAGAUCAGUCAGCUGCACGCCAAACUGCUGGAGGCGGAGAGGCAGCUCGGUGAGGUGCAAGGCCGCCUCAAAGAACAGAGGCAGCUGUCUGGGGAGAAACUGAAAGACCGUGAGCAGCAAGCAGCUGACCUGCAGCUCAAACUGUCACGUGCAGAAGAACAGUUAAAGGAGAGUGCCAGUAAGAAUACAGACCUGCAGCACCAGCUGGAGAAAGCCAAGCAGCAGCACCAGGAGCUGCAGGCACUGCAGCAAAACACCAACGGCAAACUCCGUGAAGCACAGAAUGACCUGGAGCAGGUGCUGCGUCAGAUUGGAGAUAAGGACCAGAAGAUCCAGAAUCUAGAGGCUCUGCUGCAGAAGAGUAAGGACAUUGUGAGCCAGCUGGAAACCGAAAGGGAGGACUUGUGCGCCAAAAUCCAGGCCGGGGAGGGAGAGACGGCUUUGCUUAACCAGCUAAAGGAGAAAAACCAUGCACUACAAGAACAGGUCACACAGUUGACAGACAAGCUGAAGAACCAAUCAGAGAGCAACAAGCAAGCCCAGGAUAACCUACACGAGCAGGUCCAGGAGCAGAAGACCCUGGUACGUUCAGCCCAGGACCGAGCCCAAACCCUGGAGACCUCUGUCACUGAACUCACCGCCCAGCUCGCAGACAGCAAGGAGAAAGUAGCCCAGCUGGAUGCUCAGCUGAAGGCAAAGACAGAGAUGCUGCUGUCUGCAGAGGCAGCCAAGGCUGCACAGAAGGCGAACCUGGAAAACAACCUUGAGACUGCUCAGCAUGCACUGCAGGACAAGCAGCAGGAGCUGAAUAAAGUUCAGAAGAAGGUGGAGGAGCAGGCCCAAAGGCUCAAGGAGAGACAGGAACAGUGCACACAGCUGGACGCAAGUCUAAAGGAAUGCAAAGACAAGCUAAUGGCCUCAGAGCAGCGUACAGAGCAGCUGGAGGGGCUCAAUAAGAAACUGGAGUCACAGGUUGGGGAGUUGCAGACCACACGUGACCAGGUACAGAAAGAAGUGCAGAAGCUGCAGAAGGAGGGGUCACAGGUCAAACAGAAAGCCAAGGAGCUGCAGCGCUCACUGGAAAUGGAGAAAGCAGGGGCUACAACACUACAGGAGGAACUGAAGAAAAAAGCAGCUGAUUUGAGUGACAUUCAGCAGCAGCUGGAGCGCAGUGAGCAGGACAAAGCUGCUCUGAAGGUGAACCUGGACAACGUGACCCAGGAGGGAAAGACUAAACAUGCAGAGCUGGACAAAAAGGCUCAGAGCCUGACAGCAGACUUACAGAAGGCCCAACAAGAGAAAGAGGCUCAAAAGAAGGAGCUUGCCUCUUUGCAGGAGAAUCUAGGAAAGGCUAAUAAGGCACUGAAAGAGAGUCAGAGUCAACUGGACACAGAGAGGAAGAACCAUAAGUCAGCAAUGGAAGAGAAGGAAAAGUCCAAUGAGAAGGCCAGACAGGAGCUUCUUAAGAAUAACGAGGCCAUGACCAAGGCAAUGAAAGAAUCUAAAGAGCAGUUGGGGCAGCUAGGAGAGGCAGAGAACAAGUUGAAAGCACAGCUGACCACGCUGGAGCAGCAGCACUCAAAGACUCAGGGGGCACUGAAGGAAAAAGAGAAGGAGCUGGAGAAGCUGCGGGCACAACUCAAGACGGCCCAGGGGUCGUUUGAGGAGGAGACGAAGAAACUGAAGGGGCAAGUGGCAGAGUUACAAGAAGUUAAUGUCAAGAAGACAGAAGAGGAGAGUAAGCUGAAGGCACAGGUGUUGGGGCUCGGCCAGGAGCUGGCCUCUCAGAAGAGUGGGAUGACAAAGCUGCAGAAGACCUUGGAGCAAAGCCAGGAAAGCUUCACUAAGCUUCAGUCUGACUUCUACGGCAAAGAGUCCGAGGUCUCUGCCCUGCGUCAAGACCUGAAGGUGUCAGAGGAGAAGCUGACCUUAGCUCAGGAAGAGCUGGCUGCUAACCGCACCCAUCAGACAGGUUUAGAGGCUCAGAUCCAGGAUCUGCAGAAGGGUCGCGGCUCAUUGGAGCAGGAGCUGGUAAAACGGGACCAGAAGCUCCAACAGCAAGACAAAAUCCUGAAGGAACUACAGAAGCAACAGGGUCAUGUAAAAGAGGAGCUGGAGAAGGAGAAGAGUAAAGUGGAGGAACUGAACAAAGCUAAGAGUGUCCUGGAAAAGAAUAACACCCGACUGAAUUCUGAAUUAAAAGCACUGAUGGAGAAGGGCGAGAAGGAGCUGGGUGAGUUGCGGGAAGCCAAACAGCUGUUGAUCCAGCAGAAACUGGAGCUGCAGGGUCAGGUGGAGGCUGCACAGAAGACCCUGGAGCAGGAGCAGAAGGAGCACGAGGCCACCAAGGACAGCAGGACCCAGAGAGAGGAGCAGCUCCUUGCACAUACCAGGGAUAUCCAGGAUCAGUUGGUGGCAGAGAAGAAGGCAAGAGAAGAGCAGGUGAAGCGCGGGGAGGAGGCAGAAGCUAAGAUGGGUGUGCAGGUGACGGCUCUGAAUGAAAAUGUGGCCACGCUGAAGAGAGAGUGGCAGGGCAGCCAACGAAGAGUUGGCGAACUGGAGAAGCAGACGGAUGAGCUGAGAGGAGAGAUCGCUGUGCUGGAGGCCACCGUGCAGAACAACCAGGACGAGAGACGGGCUCUUCUGGAGAGGUGUGUGAAGGGCGAAGGCGAGAUAGAGAAACUGCAGGCCAAGGUGGUGGAGCUGAGGAGGAAGCUGGAUGACACGACAGCAGCCAUGCAGGAGCUCGGCAGAGAGAACCAGUCGCUCCAGAUCAAGCAGUCCCAGAGUCUGACCAGGAAGUGGGCCGAGGAUCAUGAGGUGCAGAACUGCAUGGCCUGUGGGAAAGGCUUUAGUGUCACUGUCAGGAAGCACCAUUGCAGACAUUGCGGCAACAUCUUCUGUGCAGAGUGUUCAUCGAGGAACGCCCUCACACCGUCCUCUAAAAAGCCAGUACGGGUGUGUGAGACAUGCUUUGAGGAGCUCCAAGGCUGAUUUUCCCCCUCAUCCCUUCACCUCCCCUAAACCCCCUCACCCCACUUCCCCCCUUCCCCUCCACUUCCUCCUUCAGCGGGCAGAAGAAGGCGUGUCUUUGUCAUAUUUAAUGUGCACUAUUAAGGACAGACCCAGUGCAAAGACUCCCACCUGCAUGUGACUCCUGGCUCUGGCGUGGAGGGAAACAGCUAAAGUGUUUUAAUGAGGAGACGCCAGAGCAGUGCGAUGGGAUUGGGGGUGGGACUGGUUGGGAUUGUCUGUAUCUGUUUUUGUGCCUUUGCUACUCCUGUGGACUGCCAGAGAGCGGAGACAGCGAGAACUAAACACCAUCCAUCUCUUUACGUUUAUGUUCACAUCUCCAUCGUUGUUUGGCAUCACUAGCACGUGCAAGGUGGUUUGCUGUGUGUGUCGUAAGAUGUUUGGCAUCAGCUGUGUGGAGGUGUGAGGUCAGUGUGAGUGGGGGAUGUUAAUGUUGUAAUGGUGAUGUUGAAAAUCACUGCUGCCCUACAAAGGUUAAUGCAGGUAACUAUUUUGUGAAGAAAAGAAAACUUGUAAAUACCCAGUGUGACAUAUUUUCUGUGUAUAACUGAAUCAAUCUGAUCACUUACUAAGAAAAGAACAGAUUUUUAUAGGAAGGACUCAAGUCAUCAAGAAUAUUUUUGGAUAUUGGUUUAGUUUUACUGUGUCUGAUGUGUGUAAUGAUGUGAAUAGAAAAGUGUGUUGAGGUCAUUUUUUGUUUUCCAGAGACACAUUUCAAAUUUGUUUUCAGGAAAUUAUUAUUUGUGCUUUGACAGAUUCAUUUGGCCCCAAAACAAUGCAACAAGUGUAAGGUAGAGAUUUUAAAUUCAAGUACAUGCAUUAUUUUUUUCUAAAUUCACAUAAGUUAAGAGCAUCAGAUCCUUCUGUUAGCGUUGUGUUGUGUGGCACAGCACAGCAAAUCUUCAAAUGUAAGAAGAAAGACUGCCCUAAAGAAACCAAUCCAUCCGUCGAUUUAUGCACCAGCGAUUCUCCGUACAGGCCGUGACGCCCAAUCAGUUACUGCAUGUUUCCUUUGUGCGGCAGCACGUUUGUGUAUUUGUUGAAUUUGAUGUAUUCAGCCUAAUCCAUGACCAAAGAAUGUCUGCAGCAGGAAUACAGCCGAGAUGAAAACCCUGAGCUUGUUUCAUAUUUCAGUAUUUUUCUAAGCGUCUCUUUGGAAACGUUUGAGUUUUAAAUCACAGGGUCCUACAUUUUUAUCUUGAACACAGCAUGUAUGACGACCUUAGAGGCUUUUAUGUACAGUCAGUCUUGCUGUGCCACAUUUCUCUUUGCGUGUUCAUAUUAUUUUUGCAAAUUGUGGUGCUUUCUGCAGACUGUUAAUGCAGUCAUCGAAGGUGCCUGCAUGUUUAUUUUUUAAGUUUUAUUUUCCUGCUGCUUGUCUGCGCUCAGCAGCACUGACUACUGCUGGAGAUGUGUGUGCGUGCGCGUGUGUGCUCUGCUUUGAAGCAAUAACUGUGGCUGUGUGUGAUGUUGCUGUAAUAGAGUGUGUGUUUUAGUGUUCAGGCCUGCUGUGUGUGUGUGUCUGCCAAGUUGCACUGUAUGAACGUUGGCUGCUCAGAACCUCAGUAUCUCUCCGGUGAGGUGUGUGUCGGUGCUGCUUUCAGGUGCCGCGGUUGCUGUCGGUUCUCUAUCCAACCUGUGUGCAGCUGAGGACACUGUAAAAGUUCAUUCCUGCUUUGUAUAAUUUAUCAUAUGUUGACAGAUAUCGGUAAGAUCUUCUGUGCAAUUGUCUAAAGACUGGAGCAGGCGGAAACACUGUACGCCAGGCGACAAUGCAGGCAGUUCUGGCACUUUGCAACAAGCAGCUUGUUUCAGACUUUGGCUUACCAAAUUAGCUCUUAAUGCUUGUGCGCUCAAAAAACAACGCCCAUCUCAGUCGCAAGCGCUCAAGAACACCUGUCUCUUUUCGUGUUGCAUUGGUUUUGUUAUGUCUACCUCAGAUUGGCACAGGAAAAGCACUAUUUCUAAACCUUAGAGAUCACAAAUAUUUUGUCAUUGCCUGCAUUUGAUCGAGGAUUUGUGAUUUAUCUAUCAAGCUGUACAGUCCCUUAAAAAACCAGAGAGAUGAUUUGCACCUUAUUGUAUUCUGGGCUCGUCCGUGUAAGAACCCAGCCACAAAUGUAGGACCACCAACUUUAUACAAGCUUCAGCAUUUCUAGCCCCGAUGUGCUUAACUGCUCAUUAAUACUAAGGCUGUCAUAAUUAUCUUUGUAAAUGUUUGUAAUGAAAGAGACAAAGGAAAUAUAUAACACUUGUGGAUGUAGAAACACGACAACAGUGAAAAUGUGUGUGGACUCAUCAGUGUCUUACUCUUGUUUUUUUUGUUUUUGUUUGUUUUGUUUUGUUUUGUUUUUUUAAAGACAAAAAAGGCACCACAGGUCUGUACACACUGAAUUGUGGCUUGCUUCGUGUUGCUGUCAGUUAUCAUGCAUGAUGACUUUACUGGCCUGUGGUUCACACGUUUUUCUCCAUGUUUAGAGUCAUCAUAUUUGAUGGUUGUGAAGGUGUGCCUUAGGCCAACGUCUUGUACGUCACUGCUCACUGUCAGCAGGGACACGCACCAUGUAUUACCAGUCUGGGUGAACUCAGUUCACCCGAAGGGAUGAGAGAAACAAUGUAAUUUAUGUUCACAUGCACCCGUUGAUUUUCUAAUGCAUCAUCAUGACAAACUUAAAUAAAACCUACAGUAUGUUUCUA
This is a messenger RNA of Epinephelus fuscoguttatus (brown-marbled grouper), 7069 nucleotides long. It is a transcript of the gene eea1, whose product is annotated as early endosome antigen 1. Gene Ontology annotation, biological process: endocytosis. Lineage: Eukaryota; Metazoa; Chordata; Actinopteri; Perciformes; Serranidae. The coding region runs from base 131 to 4333 and encodes 1400 amino acids. The record is from RefSeq and is a predicted model, not a curated record. Gene Ontology annotation, molecular function: metal ion binding; 1-phosphatidylinositol binding. Gene Ontology annotation, cellular component: early endosome. The transcript is spliced from 30 exons.